This is a messenger RNA of Trypanosoma cruzi, 3150 nucleotides long. RefSeq lists its product as uncharacterized. The record is from RefSeq and is a predicted model, not a curated record. The transcript has a single exon. Bases 1 to 3150 code for a protein of 1049 amino acids. NCBI's taxonomy places the organism in Eukaryota, Euglenozoa, Kinetoplastea, Trypanosomatida, Trypanosomatidae.
AUGAAGCGGGACGAAUGGUUUGCCGCGCUGCAGAAGCUGCCGUUGGUACCGUGUGGAGAGAGCACCGGGCUGCCACGGUACCGCGCGGUGGAGGCGUACCACUGCACAUUCUGCGCCUACACGGUUUGUGCUCGUUGUUACAACGCGGUUCCGACGAUGCUUCUUUUUCCAUCCCGUGAUGCAUCUGCUGCGGCUGGAAGAGGCUUCCUUGGGCCGCGGCGGGGAGACGGAGAGGUGGAGGACACUUUUUCAACGAACGACGGUUUGCUGCGUCCAAACACUGCGGACGAUGUGAAUUUCAGCCGACCUCGUUGUUUUUUGUGCCGCAAAGGGUUAUUGGUGCAUGAGAAUGUGCCUGUGCACGAAUGGACGUGCGAGGGGCCACGACCGGCGCGUCGCCUUCAACGUGGUGCUGGGGCGUCGUAUGACAUGGACGUUGUGCAGCGGUAUUACACAAUGAAGGAGCAGCGGGAAAAACGUGCGCUCUCGCAGGCACCACUCAUUGCCCAUUUUCACGCCGCUGAAGGACCACCCACACAUGUUGCUUUUUCCAGUGUGGUGGGCGAGGAAAAGGAUGAUGUCAUCGGUAAUGGUCCUUUGAAUCGGCGACCCUUCUGCGUGGAGGGUGGAAGCUUUGUUUUUUCCGUACAAAAUCCUCGGAUGGAGGUGUCGUGUGUGUGGUGUGGUGUGGACCGACGUCUGAGUGAGGCACACCCGUCGUUUGUGGGGGAUGAGACGAUUACACCACUGCAGAAGUUUCACUGCCCGCCAUCUCUUCCAGGGCUGCCGCCGCGGCGCUUUCGCGUCCGUGUCCCAUAUGGGGUGUAUGGGCUGCACAACGUGCACGCUCUUGCUCUGUAUCUUACGAAUGAUAUUUUCCGUAAGGCCACGACGAAGUUACAAUUGACAACCGCAGACGCGUUGACGGUGGAAGAGAACGAAGAACCUCCGCCAUGGCGACGAGGGCAGCUGAGGACAGGAAAAGUACUUCCACGUCACGCGGUACAUCCGCUUUUGGUUGUGGACGUUCUUCACCGCAUUGCCACCAGCGAUCCAGAGUGGGACCUUCUCAGCGUUGAAGCAUGUGCAACGUGUGUGUUAAACGCUGCUGUGGGCCCCUUGAAGUGCCAGAAGGGGUGUCAAGGCGUGACGGAAGAAAAGGCAACGGUGGAGGCCCACGCUGUUGAGGAAACGACUAGCAAUAAUAACAACAACAAAAACGACGACAAAAACCGCGGUGAUCAUGAUGCUUUAAGGAAAGAUGGUGAUCACAAUGAUGAGCCGCGCGAUGGGUCAAUUAAUGAGGCUGCAAUGCUCAAUGACAGGCGUGGGGUUGGCCCACCCUUGACCUGGCCCAGUGGGUUGAGGUGCGACGAACUACUUUUGACUCUGGACCACCUGCUGCAGGGUCGGUCCGUUGCCGUGUACGGCAUCGCAUCUAAGUACUUUUUUCUUCAACACGUGUCCCAGUGCGCUGAGUUGCUUCACUACGGGGUUGCGGUGGCCGACGGGUACCGCACAUCCGCCUCCUGCCUCAUAACUCAGUUUCGCGAAAUUAGAAAAUAUCUUCGGCAAUUACAACAGGGGUCGGAGCAGGCAAUGCUGCGGAGUUUUGUUUCCCAUGAUACCAACUGUGAGUCACUGGAGCUUGAAAUGCGCUCCAAGGCCCCUGAGCGAGACCACCAGCAGGUGGAGGGUCAGGAUGAGGAACGGGAAUAUUAUUUAAUAGACGUGCCUACAACGGAGGAAUCCCCUCGAAGCCAAUCGUACCGCGCCCCGCUACGGAGCCGUGUGGGGGGAGAGGGAGUGAGCCAAUCACGUCAAUGCUGUAGGGAGUUGUCGGAAGAUAAAAACCUGCUCCUUCCUAAAGAGCGAGAAUUGGGGGAAACACCGCUGGUGUGUCAAGGAGCGGAAUGCAUGACUCCCUACUCCCCUGCACCCUGCGCAAAGCCUCGGGAGAGAUCCAUUCUUUUGGUGCGUGGGGAAGAAGCCGAAGACGAGGAGGCGAGAACGCCUUUGGCAGCCAAACCAUCACGUUCUUAUCAACCGCAACAGCAGCUGCAACAAGAAGAGAAGGAGCGAAAGGUUCGAGCACAGCCUUUCUCUCAACAUGAUACGGGGUUGGAUGGAAAGGCAUCUGCAUGGUCACGACGGCAUUGGCUUCGUGAGCAUUCCGACUGGAACUAUGAUGUGCCGUUGCACGUUGCGUACGGUAUGAAACGCCCCCGUGAAGAUGGGGGCAAGGAGAAGGUCAUGGAAGACGAGGUUUCUUUGGUGCAGCCGAUUCAGGGUCGACGGUCGCGUCCUCCGCGGAUCACCGUCUCCUCGCCAGAGGUUAUGGGGUCCCUCCGUCUAGCAUGUCGUGCGCCUCUUCGGAAAUGCAUUGCAUGGACGUGCCUACCGUCGAUUACGGCGCAUCGCCUUGUUUCGGCCACAGAGCCUACCAUGACGCUGGCCCUGAAAGGCAGUGCUCCUGUCGGAAUUAUUAUCUUGCAUGGCGUGGAUCAGCUUGAUACACCGGCCCUGCUUGAGCUUCAAGCAAUUGCACGGGAACACCCGUAUCGUGUUGUCCUUCUGUGUUCAUUUGAUGACCCCAAUUGGCUGCUGUCGAGCGCUGCGGGUUUGUUGGAUUCGUUUCGUUUGAAUUGUAUUCACCUUCGAUCUCUUCUGCUCCCACGGGUGCGUGAGAUGUUGGCUAUUAACAGCUUGUCACUGCUCACAGAGUUGGAGGCUCCUGCAACGGAAGCUGGGAGGUUCAGUCGGUACGCCAAUCGCAAAGGGACCUUUUCUUCAGGCGUUUCUUUGCCGUUGCAUGAUACUAUUCGGCGCAUCCUGUUUAGUCUGCCUUCUUCCUUUAGUGAGCUGCUGCGGUGCAUGAUUAAGCGCCAGGAGGCUUCCGGCGAAAAUGUUUUCAUCCCAAUGAGUUUGCAUCAGGAGAAUUUUGACGAGUGUGGGAUGAUGAUUUCCAUGGCCCGCCUGAAGGCGAUUGAACGUGAGCUCACAUCCAACCGUCUUGCCGUAUUUAAUUCAGCGGAGAACAAAUUGAUGAUUCCCCAGCACCGAAAACUAUUGAAGGUCCUGGAGGAGGUGUUGGAGCAAAGGAAUGCAGUCGGGUGUGCAUCCAAUGGGGCUGCCCCAGUGGAGACGUAG